AUGUCGCGCUCCUUCUAUGUGGACUCGCUCAUCAUCAAGGACUCCUCGCGGCCCGCACCCUCGCUGCCGGAAUCGCACCCAGGGCCGGAUUUCUUCAUCCCGCUAGGCAUGCCGUCCCCGUUGGUGAUGUCGGUGUCCGGGCCGGGCUGCCCGUCCCGCAAAAGCGGCUCUUUCUGCGUGUGCCCGCUUUGCGUCACCUCGCACCUGCACUCCUCUCGCCCGCCCGCAGGAGCCGGCGGCGGCGGUGCUACGGGGGCCGCGGGGGCCGCGGUGGCGGGCGGCGGGGCGACCGGGGGCACCGGCGCCCUACCUCUGCUCAAGAGCCAGUUCUCUUCCGGUCCCGGGGACCCACAGUUUUGCCCACGGGUGAGCCACGCGCACCAUCACCACCACCCGCCCCAGCACCACCAUCACCAUCACCAGCCCCAGCAGCCAGGCUCAGCGGCAGCGGCGGCGGCGGCGGCGGCGGCGGCUGCAGCGGCGGCCGCAGCGGCCCUGGGACACCCUCAGCACCACGCACCUGUCUGCGCCGCCGCCACCACCUAUAACGUGUCGGACCCGCGGAGAUUCCACUGCCUCACCAUGGGAGGCUCCGACGCCAGCCAGGUACCCAACGGCAAAAGGAUGAGGACAGCAUUUACCAGCACGCAGCUCCUGGAGCUGGAGCGAGAAUUCUCUUCCAAUAUGUACCUGUCCCGGCUCCGGAGAAUCGAGAUCGCGACGUACCUGAACCUGUCCGAGAAGCAGGUGAAAAUCUGGUUUCAGAACCGUCGCGUGAAGCACAAGAAGGAGGGGAAAGGCGCUUCGCGAAACAAUCACGCCAGCUGCAAGUGCGUGGGUAGCCAGGCGCACUAUGCACGCUCAGAGGACGAGGACUCCUUGUCCCCAGCCUCGGCUAACGAAGACAAGGACAUUUCUCCCUUGUAA
Peromyscus eremicus (cactus mouse) is the source of this 927-nucleotide messenger RNA. It is a transcript of the gene Gsx2, whose product is annotated as GS homeobox 2. Gene Ontology annotation, biological process: regulation of DNA-templated transcription. NCBI's taxonomy places the organism in Eukaryota, Metazoa, Chordata, Mammalia, Rodentia, Cricetidae. Gene Ontology annotation, molecular function: sequence-specific double-stranded DNA binding; DNA-binding transcription factor activity, RNA polymerase II-specific. The coding region runs from base 1 to 927 and encodes 308 amino acids. Gene Ontology annotation, cellular component: nucleus. The record is from RefSeq and is a predicted model, not a curated record. The transcript has 2 exons.